AUGGAGGACCUUCCUGGAUACUCUCGCUACUCACGGGCAGCACAAGCACGGGCGUCAAGCAGCAACGCUAGCAGCGGUAACAGCCGUUCUGGCUCGACUUUUUCUAUAUCAUUAGAGGAUAGCAAGGCCCACAAGUGGUUGACAUUACACGUCCUCAAUCGGUCACCGAAUCCAACGUCUCUGCCGCGUUUUUAUCAGGGUGACAAGAUCGUCGGGUAUGUCGAUUUGGACGUUCUCAAGUCCGAGCCAAUCAAGGCUAUCACUAUCAAGGUCACGGCUGGGACAACCUUCGUCGGGCAGGAAGAGGACGAGUUUCUUAAAAUUGAGAACGAACUAUGGAAUCCUUCAGUCCUUCUCCCAGACGGAUCCAAAGUUUCUAAAUUCGAAAAAGGAACUUAUUCGUGGCCGUUCCUGAUAUCCCUCCCCUCCGAGGUAGAGGUACUAGAUGGAAAGGUCAAGAAAACCUUUCCUCUCCCCGCCACAUUCUCAGAAAGAGCCAGCGCCGGAUAUCUCGACUAUAAACUCACCGUCACGAUCAAACGCAAGGGUUUGAACGUCAACAAGACCCUCGUAACAUCGUUUGCCUACGUACCUGUGGUAAGAGCCCAACCGCCGUCGCCAUUGUUCCAGAAGGCUAUUAAAGAGAACCUACCCCUUCUUGGACCCGAGGAUGACCCCGCAGGAUGGCAUGUUUUACCUGCCGUCAACAUUCGUGGAACCCUAUUCGAUUCACGGCAAGUCGAAGUAACGUGCACCUUAGCUCUCGCCAACCCAUUGACGUACGCUCGUGGAACUUCUGCACCUGUCUGGUUAACCUUGACAGGUACAGACGCACAAGCACUUAAUGCACUCUCCUCUCCAUCGACGAUCAGACUUUCCCUUGUCAGGUCGCUCGCUACGGGAUCGGAUGCGACGGUGGAACUGGACGAUUCUGAGCGAAGGACGGACAACUUUUUCCUCGAGACUGUGUCAAAAGGGGUGUUUUGGCCAGCAGCGGAUGGAUCGUCGAGAGGGGGUGCGGUGGGGAAAAGGGUUUUGCAAGGCGAGGUGGAGGUGAAGAGGUCAUCGAAGCCGAGCUGUUUGUUUCCUAAGUUCACGACACGGUACCGCAUGGAGCUUCGCCCUUUCGAAGCACCUGGAUUCGUCCCUACCGUAUCUGGUACUACUACUACGUCGUCAUCUCGCUGGUCAUCCAAGUUCAAAUUCCCGUUGAACGCUAUCUCAAUGACGCCCCUCCUGAAACACCCAGUGACAAUAGUCAACUUCCCUGCGCGAAGUACUACUCUUCGUUCACGCGUGCCUCCAGAGUAUGUACAAGGAAAAGGCGUAGAUUGCAACAAUUCUGUGGGGUUAUUGGAGAACGGUAACCGGUGGUUUUAUCACCAUGGGGGAGACAGAUAG
Molecule: messenger RNA, 1401 nt
Organism: Pisolithus orientalis
Lineage: Eukaryota; Fungi; Basidiomycota; Agaricomycetes; Boletales; Pisolithaceae
Exons: 7
Coding region: 1-1401 (466 amino acids)
Source: RefSeq, a predicted model, not a curated record